AUGACCCGCCGCGCCAAAGUCGUGGUGCAGACCCGGACACAUGAGCUAGAAUGUGAGGUACUGCUUCGAACAUGUGGACCACGAGCUCGUGCGGCGCUUCAGUGUGACGGCAGGAAGUUGCAGAUACAAUGUGCGUGUAGUGUCAGGCACACCGGGGGUCAGAUGCGUCUACUAGCCUCAGGCCUACAUCAGAGCGGGAUGCGGCCAGCCGUAGCCGCCUUUAUGCGUAAAAAUGCAGAAGUAUUCAAUGUGCGCUCCGUGGAAUACACCGGUGUGACGCGCGACAAUGCCUUGCGUUAUGCCUGCGUCUUGCGCCCGAUUCCGCGCGGUACUACGGCUCCCAAAUACAUAUAUCUGCACCUGCUAUGGCACUGGCGAGAUGAAUCAAUCGUUCAGGCUCUAUGCGCUCCCGUUAUGGGAAUGCCACUCUUGCAUGCACUGCACCAGGCACUAUACGAGUCGAUGGUGCGUGUAAUCGCACCGCACGCCGAACACAUCAAUGGUGCAUAUGCACAUCAUGUAUGUCAAAUGACACCGCUGAUACAUUGCGUUGCUCAAAGCAUAGCAGGCAUAACGCAUCCUGCCUCGACUGCCGAUCCAGCGCGAGAAAUUGCGCGCGUGUUGAAUCUGGCUGACCGAAGCAUACUACCACCGUCGACAUUUCCCAUGCCAUGCACGACACUUGAGCAUGACCCAGCGCCACAAGACUUGCCGAACCUCUCGACAGACACAACCUAUAUCUUGUCGCCCCCACGCGCCUUGUCCAUUAACGGCGACUCCUCCGACGCUAGAUGGGACGAUGACCAUGAUAUGUGGGCAACGCCAUGUGCCUCGCCUAUAGACUCUAUCAACAUAUAG
Messenger RNA from Malassezia restricta, 858 nucleotides. RefSeq lists its product as uncharacterized. Bases 1 to 858 code for a protein of 285 amino acids. The record is from RefSeq and is a predicted model, not a curated record. Lineage: Eukaryota; Fungi; Basidiomycota; Malasseziomycetes; Malasseziales; Malasseziaceae. The transcript has 2 exons.